GCAGAACAGUGCCAGACAAGGUGUCUCAGCUGUCCAUGGUGGGCGUCAUUGAUGGCAGCGCUAUGAAGAUUACAUGGUCGCCCCCUAGAGGGGACCGGGAGAACUAUCGUGUCCUGCUACUGAAUGGCACAGUGGCUCUACUCAAUGAGACAGUGAGCAGGCUGGGUAGACAGUACUCCUUCUCUGGGGCUUCCUUGGGGCUGGUGCCUGGCAGGCUCUACACAGCUCAGGUCAUGGUGGAGAGCGGUCUGUUUGGCAACACCGCUCAAUGUCAGGGGAGGCUAGCCCCUCGGCCUGUCCAGCAGCUGGUGGUCCGACACAGUGAUGAGACGUCUCUGAGCGUGCUUUGGUCUCGUCCAGAGGGGGUGUGGGACGGGUACACCGUGGUCUUGAGACAGGCGGACACUGUUGUGUCACAGAGGACACUGUCCCGUGACGUCAGGGAGUGCACAUUCAACGUCCUCAUGCCCGGACGCCAGUACGCCAUCGCCGUCACGACCAACAGUGGGGGCCUAAACAGCUCGGCUUCAGUGAUUGGACGAACUACCCCGGCGCAGGUGACCAGUCUGCGUGUGACCAAUGGUGGUAGCACAGACAGCCUCCAAACCCAGUGGGAGCGGGCGGCUGGCGAGCUGGACUCGUACCGUGUGCUGCUCAUCCACGACAGCAGUGUGAUCAAGAACGAGAGCACCUCGGCCCACACCACAGCCUACAGCUUCCUGGCGCUGAAGCCUGGAGCCCUCUACAGGGUGGUGGUCAUCACUGUCAGGGCCGGACAGGCCUCCAGGCAGAGUGUGGCAGAGGGACACACAGACCCUGCUGCCGUAGGUGUGGUGACAGUCAGUAACAACGGUCGUAUGGACUUCCUCAGUGUGUCGUGGCGACCAGCCCAAGGCGACGUGGAUAGUUACCUGGUCACCCUGAGGGACCGUGAGAGGACCGUCCACACCCUGGUUGUGUCCAAGUCCAGCCCUGAGUGUGUGUUCAAGUCCCUUGUGUCUGGACGGCUCUAUAACAUCUCUAUCAUCUCCCGCAGUGGAGUCUAUGAGAAUCACACCAUCGUGCAGGAACGCACACAGCCCUCUAGUGUCCAAAACCCCACAGCGAUCCACUCGGCCAGGGAUGACUACCUGAAGGUGUACUGGCGCCAUGCAGCCGGGGACUUUGAUUACUACCAGGUGGUCAUCAAACACAACAACAUCUUCCACCAGAACAAGACGGUUAUGAAGAGCCAGAACAAGUGUGUGUUCAAAGGCCUGGUCCCCGGGAGACUGUACACCGUCAUCGUCAGCACCUGGAGCGGGAAGUAUGAGACCAGCAUGUCCACAGACGGAAGGACCUUCCCUGCGGCGGUGAGAUCACUAGCCCUGGCUGGGCGGGGCACGGAGGACCUUCGUGUCACCUGGUUGGCUGCUCCGGGGGACGUGGAUCACUACGAGGUGCAGCUCCUCUUCAACGACAUGAAGGUGUUCCCGCCCAUCACCCUGGGCAGCAACGUGGGGAAGUGUGUCCUUUCCUCCCUCACCCCAGGACGCCUCUAUAAGAUCCACGUUUCCACCUUCAGCGGACCCAACCAGAGGGCCCAGUUCAUAGAGGGCAGGACAGUUCCGAGCAAGGUCAAGAACAUCCACGUAAGCAACAAUGGGCAGAGCAACAGCCUGAAGAUCAGCUGGACCCCGGGGCAGGGUGACGUGGACAGCUACUCUGUGUCCCUGUCACUGGACGGGCCAGAGGGACGCAUGCUGGAGACGCGACCCGUACCCAAACACCUGAAUCAGCUGGGGUUCAGCUCCCUGCAGCCUGGACAGCUGUACAGUGUGACUGUAAGGUCUAUCAGUGGUAUACUGUUGAACAACAACACGGCCAGCGGACGCACCGUCCCCUCUGCAGUGACGGGCCUGCAGGCUGACAACAGACACACCACCUGCAGUAUUCAGGUCAGCUGGCAGGAGGCCCGGGGCGUGGCGGACGGCUACAGCCUGCAGCUGCUGGACGACAGGGGACACCUGGUCACCAACAGCUCCCAGGCCUCCUCCGGGUCCACACCGCUCCAGCACCAUUUCGACGGCCUCACCCCGGGGAAGAGGUACCAUAUCCUGGUCCACACCACCAGCGGAGGGGUCCACAGCGAGGAGGUCACCACUGAAGCACGCACGCGUCCGGCGGCGGUUAGCAACCUCUCCAUCCAGGCCAACAGCAGCAGCAGCCUGUCCUUCCACUGGUCUCCCCCAGAGGGAGAGUUGGAAGGUUACGACCUCUACCUGUACAACGGAGACGACACCCUGUACGACCGGCGCAGCGGCCUGCCCAACACGCUGCAGGUCUCCUUCCAGGGCCUGAGGCCUGGUGUCUCCUACAGGAUGGUGGUGUUAACACGCAGCGGAGAGCAGACCAACGACAUAGCUAUCUGGGCCAGGACUGUCCCGGCUGCAGUGACGUCUCUUCACCAGUCGGAGGUGCUGUGGGUGUCGUGGGAGCGUGCAGCGGGGGAGCUGAGCGGCUACUUGCUGUCUGUCUACAACCCAGAUGGCUCCCAGCAGGCAGAGGAGUCUCUAGGGCCCGACGCCACGGAGCAUGCCGUCCCCACUCUGAUCCCCGGGCGCCUAUACCAUGCUGUCAUCCUCACCCGCAGUGGCGAGCUCACAAACAGGGCCACCACUCAGGGCAGGACCGCCCCCAGACCCCCUACCUCUGUGUCAUUCGGCGGGGUCACCAACACUUCACUGGAACUGAACUGGAGUGGUCCUGCAGGCAGCGACUACGACGACUUUGACCUGCAGUGGGCCCCCCGGGACCACCUGUCUGUGUUCAACCCCUACCACACCCGGACCUCCGGCAGCCGCAUCCUUAAGGGCCUGUACCCCGGACGCCUGUACAACUUCAGCCUGCGUACUGUCAGUGGGGCUGUUCGUGGUGUUGGUGAGGAUGGGAGCCCUGCCUACAGCCUGCCCAUCCACAAGAGCAUCCGAACCAAGCCAGAGCGUGUUCAGUACCUACACUGCCGCCCCCAGAACUCCACCUCUAUCUCCUGCUCCUGGGCGCCCCCGGAGGCUGACUAUGACUCCUACACCAUUGAGUGCCUCCACCGGGACUCCCGCACCCUGGUGUACUCCCGGCGUACGGGCCGCGACAGCACCCUCUACCACAUCACCCAGCUGGAGCCACACAAACGCUACACCGUCUCCAUCAAGGCCAUCUCCGACAGCAUGACUAGCGAGGCCGCUGAGGAUAGCGUGGUCACCAUGAUCGACCUCCCUCCCCUCCCUUCCCUCAGCACCCGUGUUAACAACAGGGCUGCUCUCAUCACCAAAAACACCAUCUUCUUCAAGUUUAACUGCAGCUGGUUCAGUGACGUCAACGGAGCAGUCAAGUUCUUCACAGUGGUGGUGACCGAGUCUGUAG
Molecule: messenger RNA, 3402 nt
Organism: Coregonus clupeaformis (lake whitefish)
Lineage: Eukaryota; Metazoa; Chordata; Actinopteri; Salmoniformes; Salmonidae
Product: receptor-type tyrosine-protein phosphatase beta-like
Exons: 16
Biological process (GO): angiogenesis
Molecular function (GO): cadherin binding
Source: RefSeq, a predicted model, not a curated record